AUGAAGGUUGAUUGUGAAAAUAAUCCCCUGGCGGGUCUCCAAAAGGAGGAAUCCCGUCCGCUCACUUCGGUGACCGGCUGCCCUCCGUAUGCAGGGGUGGGCAACAAUCGCCUCGUAGGCCGGCAGGUUGCCGGUCUCCGUGAACACAACCUUGGCGUAACGAAUAUGGACAUUGAUGCUACGUGGAAUAAGGAUUUAGUUGAUCUGGAGGUGAAGGACUGUGACCUGAUGUCGCACUCCAACACCAACGACCUAGACUCGAAUACGGAAGAGUGCUCAGAGCUGGGCACUCUAAGACUGAGGGGUGGAGGAUCGCCAGAGAGGGACUGUAAGGGUCGGUUCGUUGGCAAGGGCAGACCGGGCCCUAAGACCUCCAAAGAAUCCAAGGAGACCACGGUGGUGUCGGCAAGGACAGUGUCUCCCUCAAAGAGCGAGGUACCGGAAGCCUUAACUAGAGAAGAAUCACAGAGUCGACCGGGGAGUCGGAGAUCGCUUCCGGACUUAAGGGUGAAUCUCUCACGCUGCGAUGAGUCCCAAACUCCAGCUCCGUCUAGUAGCACAAAGAGGAAAGAGGCGCAAGCUCACGUGGGCGAUAAAGGUGUGGACAUUGAAUCCGAUACAGGGAGCAUGCUCAGUAUCCGCUCGGAGCCAGCUCCCGAUAACAAGCAUGGUGAUGGUGCCGAGUCUGACUCGGACAUGAGCUGUUAUUCACUAAGUGACACCGAAAGGAGGAGGAGGUUCUGGCGGAAGCGCGGUCGCGGCGGCUUGGGGUCAGACUCAGACGAGACCACUGAAAAGCGGUCUCAGUCAGCUUCAAAGCGAGGUCGCGGUCGGCCCCCAACCACGGGACAGUACGUUGGUCUCACCAAAGCCAAAGAAGAGUACAACCGCGCCAAAAGAGAAGAGAUGAGAUUGAGGGCAGAAGAAGAAGUGGCUGGCAUACAGCUGCCAUUUUUUAAUUCGCAGUCAGACAAGCGGUCCAAGGCUGGCUGGCUCCGUCUCGCCCUGUGCGCAGGAUGUCCUCUCUGCGGCUGCGCUCUCCCAGCACUGAAGGACGCGGCAGUGUCUAUUAAAGAAACAUUCGAGUGCCUUUUAGAGCGCACUACUUCAGAGGAGACGAGGCAUCUGCAGGCCCAAAAUGAUAGCCUGCGCGUACAACUGACUGAAUUAAAAGCUGAGAUGGCACAGCUGAGAGCAGAUUUCCGGGACCAAUUUAAGAGGCCGUCCCCAGCCCCACCUCUGCCCACAGAACAUCUGCAGCCAUCCGGCAGCUCCCGCAAGGAUACUGCAGGGUUCCCCAACACGGAAGAAAUGAUGCGCUCCAUGACGGCGCAGAUGGGGCUAAUGCUAGACGCGAGGUUAGAAACUUUGGAGCUGGAGGGUAGGCUACUGCCGGCCCAACCAAUGCGGCCCCCGUUGGCUGCUGACCGGAGGCACCAGGCUCCUCACAGCCAGGAGUCCGAACCCGCUCCCAAACCCAAUCCAAAGGUACGGCGAGGUCCUCCAAAUCUCACAGAGGAGCCCCAGAAAGGGAAGAAGAGGAACAAGAAGAAGACGACCCUUGCAGCAGUCGAAGCCGCCGCGGUUCGCGGUGCCGCCAAACCUGCUCCUAGGGCUUUGCCUUCAGCCCCUAUAGCCACGGAUAAAGCGUGGAACAUAGCGGCUAAAGGAGGCAAGAAAAAGAAGGCGGGAAGGGGACCGCAGCAGAAGGGAAAGCUCGCAGCAAUUGGAGCAGCUACGUCACCACGGUCACAAAAGCAAGAGGCCAGCAAACUGCGCCCACCCCGCUCUACUGCUGUGGUCUUGUCCUUGCAGCCUGAGGCCGAAGAGAAGGGCAUCACUUAUAAAAGUGUGAUUGCAGCGGCCAAAACACAGGUUGACUUGUCUGAACUGGACAUUCAAUCCGUUCGGUUCAAAGUUGCAGCUACCGGCGCGCGACUACUGGAGGUACCGGGGGCCGCCAGCGGUCCAAAAGCAGAUAAAUUGGCUGAGAAACUUAGCCAGCUGUUCAGUCCUGAGGAAGUCAGAGUGUCUCGGCCUACAAAAUGUGUCGAAUUGCGCGUAUCUGGCCUAGAUGACUCGGUGACAUCAGAGGACAUCGCUGCAGCGAUUGUGCAAGCCGGUGACUGUGCGAUCCAGGAGGUCAAAGUGGGCGACAUAAAAUCGGAUCCCUGGAGCCUAGGUUCGGUAUGGGUUCGCUGUCCUAUCGCUGCAGCUAAAAAGGUGGCUGGAAAGGGAAGACUACUGGUUGGAUGGGUGUCGGCGCAUGUCAAGCUGCUGGAAGCGCGUGCCCAAAGAUGUUACCGGUGCUUGGAGCCGGGACACGGUAGGGAGCAAGAGCUGUUCUGCUCCACCCAAGAGAACGAAGACAAAGGCUGGCGAUGGCUCCCGGGUCUCCUCGCAGCCUGUCCACCCAUCCACUACUACUGUGGACGAGACUCAGGGGGUUUCAGAAAUGGACGCCAGUUAAAUAUGGCCAUCCAAGUUCUGCAGGCGAAUCUUAAUCACUGCGCCAGGGCUCAGGACCUUCUGUUCCAGAGUAUGGCGCAGUGGUUAAUAAAUAUAGCAGUGAUAGCGGAGCCAUACACUGUUCCUGCCAGAGCAGAAUGGGUCGGGGACCUAGACAGUACUGUGGCCCUGGUGUCGCGGAGCGCAACUAGCUCCCCACCUUUUCAAGGCGUCGUAAGGGGUCACGGUUUUGUGGCGGCAACAUAUGAGAACAUUGCUGUUGUUGGUGCCUACUUCUCGCCCAACGAUAGUCUAGCGAAUUUUGAGCAGUUCCUCGUGGAAGUGGGUGCCAUAGUCAGGCAGCUGCACCCGACACCUGUUCUAUUUGCCGGAGAUUUAAAUGCAAAGUCCAGGGAGUGGGGUUCUCGGGUAACAGAUCCUUUUGGGCAGUGCCUGGAGGAAUGGGCUGUUGCGUACGGACUGGCUGUGAUAAAUCGGGGGACCGUGAACACAUGUGUGCGGCAACAGGGGGGCUCAAUUGUCGACGUUACGUUUGCGAGCGCUCCUCUGGCACGGCGUGUUAACGACUGGAAAUGUUUGGAGGAUGUAGAGACCCUUUCGGACCAUCGCUACAUUAGGUUCAAUAUUUCCACACCCACGACCGUGUCGAUAAGCCCUAGAAGUCUUCCAAGGGGGAACAACCCUCGAUGGGCGCUAAAACGACUGGACCGUGAAGUGCUGGAGGAGGCGGCCCUCGUUAAGGCCUGGCUGCCGGCACCCGAAGGUUCUUUGGACGUCGAAGUUGAAGCCUCAUGGCUAAGGGAUGCCAUGACUGACACCUGUGAUGCUGCCAUGCCACGAGCGGGGCCCUUUCUUCCAAAACGCCAAGUGUAUUGGUGGUCCGCAGAAUUGGCACAACUGCGAGAAUCGUGUAUCGCAGCGCGACGCCAGUACACAAGGAGUCGCAGGCGGCAACGGCGAGAUGCUAACGAGGAGGCACAGCUCUAUGCAACUUACAGAGAGCUAGCUGUCUCUCUUAAGACGGCUAUUGGUCGAGCUAAAGACCGGGCUGAGAAGGAGAUGCUGGAGAGUCUCAAUAACGAUCCUUGGGGGAGACCAUAUAAGAUGGUGAGGAGUAAACUCCGACCAUGGACACCCCCGCUGACACAGACUCUUCAGCCCCAACUCUUGCAGCGGGUGGUAAACACUCUCUUCCCGGAUACACCGGAGUUCAUACCACCCCCAAUGGCGCCGAUUGAUGCAGGUGCAGAUGAUACCGACGUACCAGAGGUCACUGAGGGCGAACUUGGUGCCGCUGUGCUCCGGAUAAAUAAAAAUAAAGCGCCAGGCCCCGAUGGCAUACCAGGCCGUGCUUGGGUGCUAGCAAUAGGUCCUCUUGGACCCCGGGUGAGAGCACUCUUCAGCGCAUGUUUCGAACAGGGUCGGUUUCCACGGAUGUGGAAAACAGGGAAACUGGUCCUUAUUCAAAAGAUGGGACGUCCGGCCGACUCAUCAUCGGCUUAUCGACCGAUCGUCUUACUCGACGAGGUGAGUAAACUUUUCGAGCGUAUCAUCUCGCUUCGCCUCCUCAAGCACCUCGAAAAUGUGGGGCCAAAUCUUAGCCAAAAUCAGUUCGGCUUUCGUCACUGCCGAUCCACAAUUGACGCGAUCGCCAGAGUUAAGACCCUGAGAGAGGAGGCAGUGUCCCAAGGCGGGGUGGUCCUCGCAGUGUCGUUGGACAUAUCGAACGCAUUUAACACUCUGCCUUGGGGGUGCAUUAAGGAAGCACUCAAAUACCAUGCGGUGCCGAGGUAUUUGCGCAAUAUUAUCGAGGCGUACUUAUCAGAGAGGGCUGUCAAGUACCCGGUGCCAAAUGAUAACGGAUGGGGUCUGAAAAUCAUGUCAUGCGGUGUUCCGCAGGGGUCGGUACUGGGACCACUCCUGUGGAAUAUUGGGUAUGACUGGGUGCUGCGUGGCAGAAAUCUUCCGGGGAUUGAACUGACGUGCUAUGCCGACGACACUCUCAUUUCAGCGAAGGCUAGCACGUUCAGGGAGGCGUCGCUAAGGGCUACGGCGGGAGUAGCUCAAGUGGUAACAAGGAUUCGUAGGUUGGGUCUAGAGGUUGCUCUACAUAAGUCGGAGGCCAUCUGCUUUCAUGGACCUAGAAAAGCACCUCCAGCUGGCGCUCAGCUUGUAGUGAGUGGAGUUCCCAUCGGCGUUGGGUCGACGAUGAAAUAUCUGGGACUCGUCCUCGACAGCCGGUGGAACUUUAAGGAGCACUUUAAGCGCCUGACUCCUAGGCUUCUAGGAGCAGCCGGUGCGCUUAGCCGACUCCUACCAAACAUGGGGGGGCCAAAUGUAGGCUGCCGCAGUCUAUAUACGAUGGUAGUGAGGUCGAUGGCCCUGUACGGUGCACCCAUUUGGGUAGAUGCCCUUAGCGCCGAAAACCAAACAUGUCUACGAAGACCUCAAAGGAUCAUGGCGAUAAGGGCCAUCAGAGGAUAUCGCACCAUCUCCAGUGAUGCGGCAUGCGCCUUGGCCGGGACCCCGCCCUGGGAUCUGGAGGCAAAAGCACUGGCGACCCUAUAUAGGCGGAUUUCGGAAUCUCGAGCCAGAGAUCAGGAGCCUAUGCUCGAAGAGGUACUCUCGGGCCAUGGGUGCUUUGGCAAGUACCUGUGCGAGAAGUCUAAACGGGAGCCAACGCCAGCGUGUCACCACUGCAACAGUGCAGAAGAUACAGCGCAGCACACGCUGGCGGACUGCCCAAGUUGGGUGGCGCCGCGCAAUAAUUUGGUUGCGACAAUUGGGGCUGAUCUGUCGUUGCCGACCGUCGUAAAGGCAAUGACAGAAAACAAACCAUGCUGGAAAGCUAUGACCACCUUCUGCGAGGUGGUCAUGACCCAAAAAGAAGCGGCGGAGCGCGCGCGAGAAGAGGAUGUGGAUGCUCACCCGCUGCGGCGCAAAAGAGCAAGGCGGAGGCGGGUCGCCCAUGACCGCCGCCUGCCGCCUUAA
Molecule: messenger RNA, 5460 nt
Organism: Cydia splendana
Lineage: Eukaryota; Metazoa; Arthropoda; Insecta; Lepidoptera; Tortricidae
Exons: 4
Coding region: 1-5460 (1819 amino acids)
Molecular function (GO): catalytic activity
Source: RefSeq, a predicted model, not a curated record